Messenger RNA from Rhizoctonia solani, 411 nucleotides. RefSeq lists its product as uncharacterized. The record is from RefSeq and is a predicted model, not a curated record. The transcript has a single exon. Lineage: Eukaryota; Fungi; Basidiomycota; Agaricomycetes; Cantharellales; Ceratobasidiaceae. The coding region runs from base 1 to 411 and encodes 136 amino acids.
AUGGCCCAGCACCCUCUUUCGAGUUCCAGAGCACCCCAUCUCACCCCAUCUCACCUCACUCGUUGCACGCAGGCCACGCUUGAAAUCGAAUUUUUUCAUCAAACCCUUAUGCGAUUUUGCACACCUGCAGCCCUCAAAACGUUGACCGAGAUCUAUGAAACCAUAUCUCGGGCGUACCACCGCAAGCCGGGCCAAACCGAGGAUCUCCAGCAAGAAUUGGAUGGAGUUAAGAAGACCUUAAACGAUACCAGGCGCGCAACCCAAAUUGAGUUCUUGUGUUUCAAGGUUCCGAAGAAAGACAAAGGCGAAUCUCGCAAAGAGCGAGAAGGUACUGGGGAUCGAACCGAAAAGGACAGGGAGCGUGGGGGUAGCUCUAGACCACCUGGUGAGAGAAGAAGGGCAGCCCCCUGA